This is a messenger RNA of Pseudophryne corroboree (corroboree frog), 948 nucleotides long. RefSeq names its product MORN repeat containing 3 (gene MORN3). Bases 247 to 933 code for a protein of 228 amino acids. Lineage: Eukaryota; Metazoa; Chordata; Amphibia; Anura; Myobatrachidae. The transcript is spliced from 6 exons. The record is from RefSeq and is a predicted model, not a curated record.
CUUCCGAUGACGUUUAGCUUUUGUUUCCCUAGUAACCCUCUCUGCAGACACAUCCAGCUAGUGGAGCUUCUGGUUACACACCAGUGAGCCAAUCAUUGGAAUGAGCCUUCUGAUGACGAUUAGUUUAGGUUUCCACAGUAACUCUCUGCACACAGAUCUGUCAGCUUCUGGUUACAACCCCAUGUGCUUUUCCAUUUAAGUGAACGUCUCUGUGAUAUAGGCCUACUGGAAAUUGGUGCAGAGGAAAUGCCUUUCCUAAAACAACCCAGCGGCAUAGAACUCCCCUGGAAGACAUGGGACAAAAAAGCACAAAAGUCAGGCCUGAGGCACACUGUUUACAGUGUAAAUGGCGAUCAGUAUACCGGUGAAUGGUUAAACAACAUGAAACAUGGCAGAGGAACACAUGUGUGGAAAAACACAAACGCCAUUUAUGAAGGAGAAUGGAAAUGUGGUAAAAGAAGUGGCUUUGGGGCAUACAGUGUGCGAGACCCAAGCACUGGUGAUUACGUGAAGGUGUAUUCUGGGUCUUGGGAGAAUGAUAAGAAACAUGGCUAUGGCACAUAUUACUAUAGUGAUAAGGAGUAUUAUGAAGGUGAUUGGGAGGCUGGACAGCGCAGCGGAUGGGGCAGAAUGUACUUCGCUAUUGGAGACAUGUAUGAAGGAGAGUGGCGGAAAGACAAGCAGUGUGGGCAGGGACUGCUGCUAAAAGCAAAUGGAAACCGAUAUGAAGGUGCCUGGAAAGGGGCAAUGAAGCAUGGACCUGGCACAUUCUACUACCUCGAUAAGGGCCAGGUCUAUGAUGGUGUUUGGGAAAACGAUAUCCCAAAAUGUGGCACAAUGGAGGACUUUGGACAUGCAGGUCCUAUUCCAGAGGUGAAAGUGGUAGAUCCCGAGGGAAUCAUAAAAGCAGCCAGAUCGUCAUUCCUUCAAUAAAAUAUUGUUUCUAAA